Molecule: messenger RNA, 2539 nt
Organism: Bufo bufo (common toad)
Lineage: Eukaryota; Metazoa; Chordata; Amphibia; Anura; Bufonidae
Gene: SNX9
Product: sorting nexin 9
Exons: 18
Coding region: 128-1876 (582 amino acids)
Biological process (GO): plasma membrane tubulation; mitotic cell cycle; intracellular protein transport
Cellular component (GO): cytoplasmic vesicle; plasma membrane
Molecular function (GO): protein binding; phosphatidylinositol binding
Source: RefSeq, a predicted model, not a curated record
GAAGAUAGAGGGAGUCAGCAGCAGGCCUGUGUACACAGCACAGAGGCUGGGACAGGAAGAGGUAGUGCUGUGGUAGCUUCCCUGUGCGUCUGGCUCCCGGGGUGCUAGUGAUCUGGAGGGGCACAGCAUGGCCACAAAGGCUAAAGUUUUGUACGAUUUUGUCGCUGAGCCUGGAAAUAAUGAGCUAACCGUGAAAGAAGGGGAAAUUCUCACAAUAACCAAUAAGGAUGUUGGUGGAGGAUGGAUAGAAGUAAAGAAUAACCAAGGUGAAAGAGGGCUUGUACCAACAGAUUAUGUUGAGUUGAUGUCACAUGGUGCUCCUUCCAGUAAUUCAGCUGCAGAUUUGGCCUUUUUUGAUUCCCUUUCUGGUGGUUCUGCUCAGAAUGCUGCAACCAAUAAUGGUGAACCGGCUACAAAUGACCCCUGGUCAAGCUGGAAUCCACCUAAGCCUUCUGCGACCAACAAUGCAAGUGAUCCUUGGGGUACAAGCCAAAAUUCCACAUCGGACAACUGGGAUUCUGCAUUUGGUCACCCGCAGGCAUACCAGGGUCCAGGAGCUGUAGAUGAUGAUGAGUGGGAUGAUGACUGGGAUGACCCAAAAUCUUCUCCCCCUGGUUACCUUGGCUACAAAGAUUCAGAAACCUCAGAUGCAGGAGCAGGUCAAAGGGGAGCAGGGAAGCAAAGCUCCAUUAAGAUACCGCUUAACAAAUUUCCUGGUUUUGGAAAGUCUGGAAUUGAACAGUAUCUGUUAUCCAAACAGACAGCAAAGCCCAAAGAAAAACUAUCAAUUAUUAUUGGAGAUUAUGGGCCAAUGUGGGUCUACCCAACUGCAACGUUUGAUUGUGUUGUAGCUGAUCCACGUAAGGGAACCAAAAUGUAUGGUCUGAAGAGUUACAUUGAAUAUCAGCUAACACCAACAAGCACAAACCGGGCAGUAAACCACAGAUAUAAGCACUUUGAUUGGCUAUAUGAGCGUCUCUUGGUCAAAUUUGGUUUAGCUAUUCCCAUUCCUUCUCUUCCAGACAAACAAGUCACAGGUCGUUUUGAAGAAGAAUUUAUUAAGAUGCGCAUGGAGAGGUUACAAGGUUGGAUGUCUCGAAUGUGCCGACAUCCUGUUGUAUCGGAGAGUGAUGUUUUCCAGCAGUUCCUCGCUUUCCGAGAUGAGAAGGAAUGGAAGAUUGGGAAAAGGAAAGCAGAGAAGGAUGAACUAGUUGGCAGUAUGAUUUUUUCCACAAUUGAACCAGAAGCACCUGACUUGGACAUAAUAGAAGUGGAACAGAAGUGUGAAGCAGUCAGCAGGUUCACUAGAGCAAUGGAUGAUGGGGUGAAGGAUUUACUUAAUGUAGGCCAGGAGCACUGGAAGCGAUGCACAGGACCAUUACCCAAGGAGUAUCAGAAGAUUGGAAAAGCACUACAGAAUUUGUCACAAGUCUUUAGCUCUAGCGGCUACCAAGGGGAAACUGACUUAAACAGCGCUAUCACAGAAGCUGGGAAAACAUAUGAAGCAAUAGCUAACUUGGUGGAAGAGCAGCCAAAAAAGGAUCUUCAUUACCUGAUGGAAACCAAUCAUGAGUACAAGGGAUUUUUAAGCUGUUUUCCAGAGAUGAUCUCUGCUCACAAGGCAGCCAUUGAUAAAGUGAAGGAAAGUGAUAAAUUGGUGGCUACCAGUAAAAUUACACAGCAGGACAAGUUAAACAUGGUGAAGAGAGUGAGCACAAUGUCAUUUGCACUUCAAGCUGAAAUGAACCAUUUUCACUCCAAUCGAAUUUAUGAUUAUAACAGCGUCAUUCGUAUUUACCUGGAGCAGCAGAUAGAGUUUUAUGAAACAAUCGCUGAGAAGCUAAAACAAGCACUCGCCCGUUUUCCUGUUAUGUAAAUAAUCAGACACCCAGAUUUGAAGGAUAAUUGAAAGUGCCUUUCUAUGUAUUAAUGGUGAACGACGCAAAAUAGCCCUUUGGACGCUGGCCACAAAAGGAUGUACUGGCAACUUACUUUGCAAAUAUAGACGAUGUAUGUACAUUAACUGAAGUGGUCAAGUUGAAGUCAGUUAUAUUUUUCAGAAAAGAGCUUUUCCCAGUGCACUUACAUAUAACAGCAUAUUAAAUGCAUGUUUAGUUAAUAUCACGACAUUGUACAUAACAUCACGGCCUUUUGCUUCUCAACCUGCAAGAGGACAGGGCUCCUUUAUGAGGAAUAGUCACCAGAUAACUUCUUGCCAAUGACUGCCACAGCUGCCUGUUUGAUUGGACCCGUAAUUUUCUUUCUGAACUUUCUGAAAUUCAAGAAAUUGAAAUGCAUUCUAUUCGCUAACACUAAGUGCAAUUGAAUUGAAAAAUGUCUAUAUGCACAGCAAAUGAUUUCUAUUGUCCUGUAUACAGUGUGCAAUCUACAUGUGAUACACACCAGUGUCUUUGCCCAGCCUUGUUACAACUGCAUUUUUCUUAUGUUUAAUUAAACUUGGCUGUGCAACUCAGGUAAAAAAAAAAACAAUGAAGAAAAAAGUUUCUUUUUUUAUGAAUAAACAAGGGAAACUUAUUAU